AUAACGGUUACUCUGUAACAUAUUUACAUUGAUGUUUAACGUUGAAUAAUUAACAUGAUAUAUUCCAAAGGAAAUAAAGAAAAUUACGUGUACGUUUAUAAAAAUUAAAUCCUAAAAAAGGUUUCUUAUCUUUGAAACAAUGGCGAGUGAAAGUCUUCUGAUGCUUUCAGAACUAAAUAAUCUAACGGCAGACGACAACCAAUCCCUAUUCAACGACAGUGCCUCGACUGGUGGCAACAGCACAGUAAACACCGGUGUUCCUGUAUCGUGGGUUUAUUGGCUUCCGGGGCCUUUAAUUUGUUCGUUUGGGAUCAUCUGCAAUGUGUUCAAUUUAUGUGUACUUUCACAAAAAAGACUCAGCGACUCUCCCUACACAUAUCUAACAGCUCUUGCUAUAUCUGAUCUUAUACUUCUUACAGCUUCCUUUCUCCAGCUCGUGACGUCACAUUCAACUAGAACGUAUUUGAAAUCAUUUUAUGACGUUUACAUUUUCUUUUCGUUUGGAAAUAUUUUCUUUAAUGCAAGCGUUUGGCUUGUUGUCGCCUUAACUAUUGAAAGAGUCUGUUUUGUCACACAUCCUUUGACAUUUCACCCAUCUAAAAAGGUUGCAAAAAUUUGCUGCGUGUCAGUGUUUAUAUUUUGUGCGUUGAUCAACAUUCCAAGGUUCUUCUGCUACGGCCUUAUUGAGUAUAAAGGUCACUUUUAUCCAAAUGGUACACCUUUCAGAGAGUCCAAGCUGUUUUACCGGAUAAGCUGGGUACAUGCGCUGGUUAUUACAUUUAUUCCUAUUUUAAUUUUACUCGUUUCUAACUUCGUUCUUAUCUUUGCAAUGCGGAAAGCGGCAAAGGAACGUGCUGCAUUGCAUAGCAACAGAGACGCAGAGAUCCGGAAGGACCAAACAAGACUUACACGAACACUUAUCGCUGUCGUUGUCGUCUUUAUUGUGUGUACAUUCCUGUCUGCUUUUGUAGAGGAUCCGAUUUCAUAUUCAUUAUUCGGCGGAGAUAGAAGCUGGAAGGAUUACAUCAAGUCUCCAGCCAACCAACUCUUCAUUUACAUUUCUAAUUUACUCGUCUUCCUCAACUCGUCACUUAACUUCGUGUUGUAUUGUUCAUUCAACCGGAAGUUCCGCCAGGCCGCAGCAACUUUUGUCAGAAAGCUGCACCCAUACUGUAGGAACUUAGGAAAUGAGAUAGUAAGUAAAAUGCCAAGCAGAAAUACGAUUUCUUCGCGUAGCUAUUCAUUUCACCAAGGAGAAACAUCGCAAACAAAUUUAUAAAAUAGAGCGGAGCUACAAUUUAGAUGAAAAACGGGCACAGGGACAACCAAAGGCAAAUAUUAUAUCACGAGAAAUAUGAUUAUACGAUGUCAAAUUAUGUCUUAAAGUAUGAAAAACAACGAAAAAGUAUUUUCAUCUUUUGCACAUAUGUUACCAAAAUAUCGUUUUAUUACGGAUCAUGCUAUUGACAAAGAUUUAAGU
Molecule: messenger RNA, 1480 nt
Organism: Ruditapes philippinarum (Manila clam)
Lineage: Eukaryota; Metazoa; Mollusca; Bivalvia; Venerida; Veneridae
Product: probable G-protein coupled receptor B0563.6
Exons: 2
Coding region: 140-1279 (379 amino acids)
Biological process (GO): G protein-coupled receptor signaling pathway
Cellular component (GO): membrane
Molecular function (GO): G protein-coupled receptor activity
Source: RefSeq, a predicted model, not a curated record